Molecule: messenger RNA, 3169 nt
Organism: Uranotaenia lowii
Lineage: Eukaryota; Metazoa; Arthropoda; Insecta; Diptera; Culicidae
Product: potassium channel subfamily K member 18
Exons: 5
Coding region: 463-3153 (896 amino acids)
Biological process (GO): stabilization of membrane potential; potassium ion transmembrane transport
Cellular component (GO): membrane
Molecular function (GO): potassium ion leak channel activity
Source: RefSeq, a predicted model, not a curated record
CCGAGCAGCGGUCCCGAACGGUCCAUCCUACCGGUUUUUCGCGUUCCGUUCCAAAUGUGUGUGCCAUUUUCUCUGCCGCGGUCGAACGUUUGAUAUUUUUUUUGACAAUCUUAUGGAUUUUGGAUAGUAUUAUUUACUUUGAGGAAUAUUUCGUGUUUGAAAUUUAAGGGUCUAUGUUUCCAAACAGUGUGACGUCCAAUUUUUGAAAAGAAAAAUGGAUCCCACUUGCCAGCAAGGACCUUGAAAUGGCAACGUUUCAUUUGUGUCGCAGCAGGAGAAUCUGAAAAGUGAAAACCGAGUCCAAUUCCCCACUGUGUACAAUUGAGUGAUUUCGAAUUUAAUUUUAAAUUGUAAAAAAACGGUGACAUCAAUCAGCAGCUGAGCCGUACGAGAAGUGACGCCACAAGCCGCAAUACGUUAUUCGAUAAGUGAAUAUUUGACGUCCUACAGCAGAAAGGGAAAAUGGAUGUGAAACCACCGGAUACUCCAACGGCUGCCAUUAGGAAACGUCGCAAGUUUGGCCGACCACAGCGAGAAUCUACCCCGGACCCUUCGCUGCAUCGCGAUGGAACACCGAAUGCCGAAAGUUCCGGAAGUCAGGUCUCGGACGACCAAAGUGGAUCCGAAGGAAGAAGUUCCGGAAGUACCAAACGGAGUCUGAUCGAGCGGGCCAUGGACUACAGUCAUCGGAAUAAAAUUCUUAGCCGGAAGGACAAAAAACUGACCAUCGUGGUGCCCCGAAGUCGAUCGGUGCCGCGAGACACAGAAGAGGUGCCUAGCAGUCCGGAAAUUUUCUCGCUGCUCAAGCGGGCCAAACGAAGCUUGAGUCGGUCCCGAAAACCUAAAACAGACGAUUCCAGUGAUGGAGGCAGAGUUUCGGAUACCGAAGUCCGAAAGCGCCGGGAACGCAUCGAACGAUAUCAGAGCGAGCGCAACAAAGAUUCAGAUUCCAAAUCUUCGCAGCUUCAGAACAACCUUUCGCGCUUCAACGAAGAGCGACGGAAGUUCGAGCUGGAAAAGCUUAAGUUUCUGCAAGAAAAGCGCGAGCUGGAUCGGAUGCGGCUGAGACGAUUCGACAAAUACCGAGAGGAAAUGCUGGAAGAGCAACGACGGAAGCUCCACGAAGAGCUACGAAAUCGGGAACGGGAGGAACGUUCCGUAAGCAUAGAAGCUCCCAUUUUGCCUCCCGUUCCCGCUACCCGUUCCAAGACACCAGUUUCACCAGGACCGGUCAAGAAGAAACUUUUGAUUAUCCCAAAAACUUCCAGCCCCUCUGCAUCGACUAGCGAGGAUGAGGGCCACAAUACCAGUGACGAUGAGAAGCUGGCAACGAUAAGGCGGAAGUUUUCACCAAGGAAGCCUAAAAGACCGAGAUCUGUAAAGAUUGAACCCGUAGUUAAAUCAGUUCCCAAAUCUCCUGAGCUGGCUACUUCUCCCGAGCCGGAAUCGGAACUGCCUUCGGAUUUUCCUCCAGAAGCAGAGCGUGAACCUGAAGUUGAGAUAGAAAAAUCAGUUGAAGCUCCUCCAGUAGAUGAGGAAACGAAGCACGACGAAACAGAAAGUGUGUUGAGACAAAGGAAGGUUACGAAACAAGAAGGCGAGGAAGAAGCUAAGGAAGAUGUCGAAAAACCUGAAGCUGAAAAAGACGAGAAAAAAGAUCUAGCGAUUUUAGAUGAUAAGAAAAUUGAGGGUCCGAAGGAGAAGAAGCGAAGACGUGCCUUGAUAAUUUAUGUAGAAAAGAAGGACGAUACCUUCAGUUGGGGUGAAAUCCUUGAAGAGAUUAAAGACUACUGGUUAGACUUUUUAGACGAUAAUCCUUUGGAACUUCAUCGAUUGAAGUUACAAGUGAACGAAUGUUGCUUCUACUUUGGGGUCAUGGUGCUGCUCUGUGGCGUGGGUGGUAUAAUAUUCCGAGUAACCGAGGGAACUUUUGAAUCCCAGUAUAAGUGUGGCGUAAAACGGGUUAAGAGAGAUUUCAUCGAUCAUCUUUGGCUUUCCAGUCAUAGUCAAAAGGAAGAAGAUUGGAAACAAACGGCUCGUGCCAGGUUGCGCAAAUUUGAAGAAGAGCUUCAGAUAGCUUUUGAAGCAGGAAUGAAAACCUACAGCGGAAACACCGCUUGGAACUUCAUCAACGGAGUUAUCUAUUCGUUGACUGUGGUUUCUACUAUCGGUUAUGGACAUAUUUCCCCAUCGACGACGACGGGUCGAGCGUUGACCAUUAUCUAUGCCAUUAUAGGGAUUCCGAUAUUUUUGAUAGUGUUAGCUGAUUUCGGCAAGCUGUUUACGCGAGGGAUUAAAUUUCUCUGGGCCUACGUACGGCGACUGUACUACACUGGGUCAUUGCGCAAAGUACGCAAAACGACACAAGUUAAGGAGGUAAUGCGCGGACUCAACGUAGUCUACGACAUCGUUCGCCGGCCCAGCGAAGAACAGGAACUACGGUCUAUGGGAGGCAAUCAACAGAAUGCUGCUGCUGGAGGCGCACCUGCUCCAGUCCCCUCAGAUACAACCUCCGCUGCAGGUCCAACGGCUGCUGCUGGUGCGGAACCUCACUUACCAUCCACAUCCGGCAUCGAAGUUUCCCAACCACCGACGUGCGAAUCACCAACAACCCCGGUUCCGGAAACGUUCGAAAUCGAUGACGAGUUCAAUCUACCAAUUUCGCUCGCCAUUUUUAUACUGGUUGCCUACAUGCUCUUUGGAGCGACCAUCUAUUUCACUUGGGAGAAUUGGUCCUUCUUCGAAGCGUUCUAUUUUGUGUUCAUUUCGAUCUCGACCAUCGGAUUCGGAGAUUUCGUUCCACAACACCCGAUCUAUAUGAUGUGCAGCAUCCUGUACUUAAUCUUUGGUCUAGCUCUCACGUCCAUGUGCAUCAACGUGGUCCAGUUGAAGUUGAGCGACAGUUUCCGACAGGCCAGCGCCAAGAUUGGAGCCACCAUAGGGCUUCAGAUGGCCGAAGCUGCUUCCCUGCAUCAGCAGUCUCAGGUUCAUACUCCGGUUGAUCUAGCCGCAGUUCACACCAGCACCCCGACGGCCAACGGAACGCAUCCGACGGCUAAUCCGACCAGUGUCAAUGGGGACGCUACCAUGACCCCGGUUUUACCGGAACGACCAGUUAGGAGAGGAUCGGCUGCUAAAAUUGAGCGGAAGUAAUCCCUGCUCCUGUCGU